This is a messenger RNA of Phodopus roborovskii (desert hamster), 225 nucleotides long. Its product is annotated as barrier-to-autointegration factor-like. The record is from RefSeq and is a predicted model, not a curated record. Lineage: Eukaryota; Metazoa; Chordata; Mammalia; Rodentia; Cricetidae. The transcript has a single exon. Bases 1 to 225 code for a protein of 74 amino acids. Gene Ontology annotation, molecular function: DNA binding.
AUGACAGCUUCCCAAAAGCAUCGUGACCUCGUGGCAGAGCCCAUGGGGGAAAAGCCAGUGGGGAGCCUGUCCAGGAUUGGUGAAGUCCUGGGCGAGAAGCUGGAGGAAAGGGGCUUUGACAAGGCUCAUGUGGUUCUUGGCCAGUUUCUGGUGCUAAAGAGAGAUGAAGACCUCUUCCGAGAGUGGCUGAAAGACCCGUGUGGUGCCAAUGCCAAGCAGUCCUAG